Molecule: messenger RNA, 2087 nt
Organism: Frankliniella occidentalis (western flower thrips)
Lineage: Eukaryota; Metazoa; Arthropoda; Insecta; Thysanoptera; Thripidae
Gene: Surf4
Product: surfeit locus protein 4 homolog
Exons: 6
Coding region: 112-924 (270 amino acids)
Biological process (GO): Golgi organization
Cellular component (GO): endoplasmic reticulum; endoplasmic reticulum-Golgi intermediate compartment; membrane
Source: RefSeq, a predicted model, not a curated record
GCGCACUGACCAAGAUUCACAUUGCGUUUCGAGCUGUAAAUAAGCAGUUGACGUUUGAGAAAUUCAGUUCACUUUCAUUUGUCAGCCUCCACGUACAACGCGCUUGCAGACAUGGCGAUCGGAACGAACGAUAUUGUUGCAAAAGCAGAAGAUAUUGCGGACCAGGUGUUAAGAUAUAAAAGCGUUUUACCCACUAUAGCACGCUUGUGUCUUAUUUCUACAUUCCUUGAAGAUGGCUUACGCAUGUGGUUCCAAUGGAAUGAGCAGAAAGAUUAUAUGGAUAUGUCAUGGGGUUGCGGAAAAUUCUUGGCAACACUUUUUGUGCUCAUUAAUCUUCUUGGACAACUUGGAGGAUGUGUGAUGGUUUUGGGCCGCUAUAAGGUGGCCUACGCCUGUGGUGUUUUGUUUUUCAUUGUUGUACUGCAGACUUUUGCGUACAGUAUCCUGUGGGAUCUCCAGUUCUUGUUCCGUAACUUGGCUCUUAUUGGUGCACUUCUGUUAGUGCUAGCGGAGAGCAGAGUAGAAUCAAGAAGUUUAUUUGCUGGUGUUCCAUCUCUGGGUGACAACAAGCCCAAAAAUUAUCUUCAAUUGACGGGACGUAUUCUUAUAGCGUUUAUGUUUAUUACUCUACUACGUUUUGAAAUUUCAUUCCUGCAGAUUGUUCAAGAUAUUUUGGGCUCUGUGUUGAUGGUCCUUGUUACAAUUGGAUACAAGACAAAAUUGUCAGCCCUGAUUCUUGUCCUGCUCCUCUCUCUGCUCAAUGUGUACCACAACGCAUGGUGGACAAUUCCCGCUCACAGACCACUCAGAGAUUUCUUGAAAUAUGACUUUUUCCAGACACUUUCUGUCAUUGGUGGUCUUCUGAUGAUCGUAUCCCUGGGACCCGGUGGAGUGUCCAUGGAUGAGCACAAAAAGAAGUGGUGAGAAGUGUGUUGUUUUGCAAGGAAAAACUGUUCUAGAGUUUUUGGUGUGGCUACAACACAGAACUGAGUUAUAUAUUAAAGUAAAGAGUGUUGUCAGGCAUAUGCAGAUUGCCAACUUGUCAGCAAAAAGUACCUACUGUCUCCCUUCCAUUUCAUCUUUCUGUUGUUUGUGAUAAACUGACUUAAGUUGAAUGUUUUCCUCCUUGAAUCAAAGAGGAAUCGAAUGACUGUGACAUAAUGUGUGCAAUGUGUAAAUAAUGACUAGAUCCUUUAUGGUGGAGAUCUGAAUUACAGGCAUCACUUAAAAAUGAAAGCAGCAUAUUUUUGCCUGUUUUUAGGCUCUCUGGAAAGUUAUACUCAAGCACAGCGAUCUGUACAAAAAGCACCAAGGCUAGAAUGAAAGAGCUGUGUGAAUUUUAAUUAUUUUAAGAUGUUAAUUGUGACAAAUUAAAGGGAAUUUCUUCAUCCUGGUAGUGUUGGAGAUUGUAAAUCAUAUAUGUGGGACAAGUGCUGAAAGUAGCAAAUUUCUUAUAUAUUUUAUGCCAUUUGAGAAAGCAAGUGUUGUGGCUCUAUAUUUUUUAUUUCUGUUAAAGGUAAGAGAAGAAGUUAGAUUUGGGUGAACAUUUUUGUUCCUAGCUUUGUCAAGUUGCUUAUUUGCAUGUGUUGUCAAUUAAAAAUUUCACCCCAGAAUCAUUUGCUCCUCUGUUAGUAGUACUGGGUCAAAGUUUAUGUUCAGAAAAAAUCAUUGAUAUCUGCUACCUGUAUGAGGAUGUCCCUGGUAUAAAUCAUCAUGAAUUACACAAGCUGUUAUGGUAUUGAUCAACUUUGUUACUGAAGGUUUUUUAAAAACUGCUCUGAUUUUAUGUUGAGACUCUGGGUCAGGUAAUGUUGUGAAGAGGGUUUAUGUAAAUGUUUCUUCUGGGCUCUCAAUUUCAUUAUGAGUUAUGCCCUGUAUCUGUUUUGGGGCUUCUAUCCUCUUUUGUCGUAAGCCUUGGAUGGCGGUUCUGUGUACUUUAAAAUUUCUAAUCUAUCCUUUUAGUGUUUUCUUGAAUUUUUUGUCCAUGGUUACCUGAUGGUUAGUCACAUUUGCAUCAGACUCAAAUGUUGUUCAAGACUGACCGAACUGUAUUCAAAGUAAUGGAAAUAAAACUUUAGCUGCCUCUA